Molecule: messenger RNA, 840 nt
Organism: Trichoplax adhaerens
Lineage: Eukaryota; Metazoa; Placozoa; Uniplacotomia; Trichoplacea; Trichoplacidae
Exons: 10
Coding region: 1-840 (279 amino acids)
Biological process (GO): oxaloacetate metabolic process; L-glutamine metabolic process
Cellular component (GO): mitochondrion
Molecular function (GO): omega-amidase activity
Source: RefSeq, a predicted model, not a curated record
AUGGCCCGAGUGUUCCGAGUUGGAUUGAUCCAGUUAAUGGUGUCAACGAACAAGAAUGAUAACCUACAUCGUAUUCAUAAAUUUGUUCGUGAAGCUGCACAACAAGGCGCUAAAUUGAUUUCUUUGCCGGAAUGUUUCAAUUCACCAUAUGGGACAAAGUUUUUCAAAGCGUACAGUGAAACCGUUCCUGGUACAACAACUCAAGUUUUAUCUGAUAUUGCCAAGGAAAACAAAGUUUACCUAGUUGGAGGUUCCAUUCCCGAAGUUGCAGAUGGAAAGUUAUUUAAUACCUGCACCGUAUUUGAUCCUGAAGGUUCUAUGAUUGCAAAGUAUAGAAAGAUGCACCUUUUCGACAUUGACGUACCUGGAAAAAUUACUUUCCGCGAAUCGGAUGUAUUAUCACCUGGAAAUGAAUUUGCUACUUUUGAUACCCCCUAUUGUAAAGUUGGACUCGGUAUUUGCUACGAUGUUCGCUUUCCGGAGCUCGCUCAAGCAUAUUGCAAAAGAGGAUGCCAAUUGGUCAUUUAUCCGGGAGCUUUCAAUACCACAACUGGUCCUGUACACUGGGAAUUACUACAGCGAUCGCGCGCACUUGAUAAUCAGAUCUAUGUAGCUACUUGUUCUCCAGCUCGUGAUAAGACCGCUGAUUAUAUUACUUGGGGUCAUAGCACUGUCGUCGAUCCAUGGGGAAGAGUUAUGUCAACGUGCGAUGAAAAGGAACAAAUUGUUUAUGCAGAUAUUGAUUUAAAUUAUCUGGACGAAGUUCGGAGUCAAAUACCUGUUACAGCUCAAAAACGAUAUGAUAUUUACGACGGUGUCUUUAAAAGUAGUAAUAACUAA